CUGCUGCUGUCGAACUCAUUUUUUGUGUGUUUGGUCGCAGCAGAACUCCUCUCGACAGCGCACCUCUCACCUCGCCGCCGACCGUCGCAAAGGCAGUAUUGGUAUUCGCAGCAGCUUCUGGUCCUUUCCCAAUUCUCCGUCCGCCAGAUCCAAACACGCCCGGCGCCCACCACCUUCCACGACCCGAAUUUCCAGCCUCGCGACGAUCAACUGCGACAGGAUGGUCGAGGCCCUCGACGAAUUCCGUACCUGAGAACCUCGCGCCGGCGCACCUUCUUGGAUCGCAUCCGCCGACCUCUCACACCCCGCCGUCAAUUUGGCGACUCGGCGACUCGAGCGACUCGGCCUUUUUGCUUGGUGCCGACCCUCGACGCAAUCCUACCGAGCGCAAACUAAGCAAACAUGAGCGCCAUCAUGGCCCCUGCGGGCGCCCCCGCCGUCGACGAGGUGAUCGUCAGCGACUCCGAGGACGACCUGCCUCCUGUGAAUGACGAGCCACCCUACCCCUACUUCGUCCUCAAGCAAGAUGUCGAGAUUGAAGUCAACUUCCGAUCGAAGCGGAUCCAAGGAAAAUCCCACAUCACGUUGGGCUUGGUAUCCGGCGCCAUCUCUCAGCUCGACGAGCUCGCCAUCGAUGCGCGGCAAUCCGAAAUCGACGUCAAGAACAUCACCAUCACUGCCUUGAAGGAUCAGACACCCAUCAGCGCGCCGAGAAAAGUCCCAGCCACGUACACGGACCCGUAUAAGUUACUGGAUUACCCGGACUACUACAACUGGAACGCCUCGCAUCACGAUCUGAGGAAGAUCCGGAUGCGCUCCAUCAUGCAUAACCGACGGCAUGACGUGCCUGCCGAGAAUAGAGAACUCGUUGGCUGUACGCCCGUUGACGGUGCUUUGCGGAUUAAUCUCCGAGAAGCGAAGAAGAUGAAGGAGACCAAAGAAGGCAAAGAAGAACCGACAUCAGGAGCGGGAGUGGCCAAGCGACCGCUUCUCAAGAUACGCGUCUCGAGCGUAACACCGAACGAGCUCCAAGCAAGCGAGCUCGCUAGCUCACGGGAAAUUCGAGUCACAAUACCAUUCAAGACCAAACUCGUGCGGGAUGGCUUCCAGUUCGUUGGAGUCGACCCCGGUGACCUCAGAUACCCGCACGCCUAUACCCGUCAUUCGAUCGAGCCGGGGACGGCAUCGUGUAUCUUCCCAUGCAUCGACGAUCCUGGCCAGCUUCCGACUUGGACGAUGGCAGUGAAGUGUCCGAGGACGCUGGGUGAUGCACUCUGGCAGCCUUUGGCCACACAGAGAGCAAACGGCAAUGCGAACAACCAUCGGGAUCGCGGGCAAGCCAACCAGUCCAAGACCGAUAGAGACUUUGCUCUCACCGAGGAAGACAAGCUUCUAGAGAUGACGGUGGUGUGCUCUGGGAGCCUCUCGGACGAGAUUGUGGACCCUGAGGAUGAACGCAAAAAGAUCAUGACCUUUGACCUCGACAAACGGGUCGCAGUCCAGAAGAUCGGCUUUGCGGUUGGUCCGUUCGAGCAUGUCGACCUCUUCUCCGACUUCCGUACGGAGGAAAACGACGAGAAGCUUGGCGGAAGCGCGCUCAAGAUACAUGGUUACUGCCUCCCUGGAAGAGCUGCGGAGGUCCACAACACUUGUGCUGCGCUUGCCGCUGCCGCCGACUUUUUUACUCUGACGUUUGCUCGUUUCCCGUUCGAAAGCUACAAGUUAUGCUUUCUUGACGACAUGGCUGACGAUACCGUGGCCCUGCAAUCGCUUUCCUUCAUCAGCACUCGUCUGCUGUUCCCCGAAGACAUGAUUGAUCCGGAAGUCGACGUGACAAGGCAGCUGGUGUACAGCUUGGCCUCACAAUGGAGUGGGAUCAAUCUCUUCCCAAACACACGAAGAGAUCUCUGGGUCGUCAUCGGCAUCGCCUACUACAUGACCGAUCUGUUCUUAAAGAAGCUGUGCGGCAACAACGACUAUAGGUUCCGCAUGAAGGCAAUGUCGGAUAAGCUGGUGACGGUCGACGUUAAGCGGCCAUCAUUGCACGAGCUUGGCCAUCUCUUGCACAUCGGAGACUUCGAAAUGGAGUUUAUGGCACUCAAGGCACCCUUGGUACUCUUCAUCCUGGAUAAGCGCCUGAUGAAGGCACCCGCCCAGACCAACCUCACUCGCAUUAUUUCGAGAAUUCUCUACAAGGCCAACAUUGGGGAGAAGCAGAGUGAGUGGAUCAUCAACACGGAAUCCUUCCAGAGAGUCUGUGAGAAGAACGCAAGAAACAAGCUCGAGGCGUUCUGGGCUCAAUGGGUAUACGGAUCUGGAUGUCCGAGGUUCGAUGUUUUCCAGAGGUUCAAUAAGAAACGACUGUGUGUUGAAAUGACGAUCCGGCAAGUGCAAGACAGGGCUCUCAGCGAAUCGGAAGUUCUGAAAAAGACAGAAUUUCUUCGCGCCAUCAAGGAGAAGGCCAAUGGCGUCCAAGUGGACGAAGCAAUGGGUCUCUUUACGGGGCCUAUGACGAUCAGAAUUCACGAAGCCGACGGCACGCCCUACGAACACAUUGUGGAAAUCCGCGAGGACGCUGCCAAGGCGGCCAAGUUCGAGAUCCCGUACAAUACCAAGUACAAGCGACUGAAGAGGAAGAGGAGAGCAACGGAGAAGCUCAGCGCGCAGUCUGCCGCAGACCCCGAUAAUAACGAAGAGACACUCCUGUACUGUCUGGGAGAUGUCCUGACCAACCCAGAAGACAUGAGGAAGUGGGAAUUCUCCGAGUGGGAGCCCGAGAUCGAGAAGGCCAUGGACCAAGAGUCGUAUGAGUGGAUUCGGAUGGACGCCGACUUCGAGUGGGCCUGCGAAAUGAAGACGAACCUGCAGAGCUACAUGUACGUGUCGCAGUUACAGCAAGACAGGGACGUCGUGGCACAGCAGGACUCGAUGUUGUAUCUGAAGAAAAGCCCGCCUCAUCCUCUCGUUUCGACGUUUCUCACAAGAACCCUCGUCGAUCGCCGAUACUUCCACGGCAUCAGAACUAUGGCCGCCGACAUGCUAUAUCAUCAUGCUACCGAAAAGGUCGCCAUGGCAGGCAUGACGCAUCUCUUAAAGGCUUUUACAGAGCUCUUCUGCUAUCCAGACUCUGCGACUCCUCGUCCGAACGACUUCACGGACAAGAAGCAGUACCUUGUCCAGAGCGCGCUCCCCAUGGCAAUAGCGAAGAUCCGUGACGCCAACGGCAGAUGUCCCGAGCCCGCCCGGCGGCUACUGCUGAACCAGGUUCAAUUCAACAACAAUGCGAACAAUCCGUACUCAGACCACUUCUACGUCGCGAAGCUUCUCGAGGCUGUGGCCCAUAGCCUGAUUCCAGAGAAACGACGGGACGCGGGUGACUCGAUGGAUCUCGACACAUCGAUUGAAGAAAGAAGCUUUCUUGGGGAGGCCAUUGUUGAAAUCGACCGUUUCCGAAGGAUGGACGAGUGGGCUAACUCGUACCAGAACAUCUGGACGACGACUGCUCUCGAGUGCAGACGGAAGCUCAUGAAGGCAGGCGUCAUUCCCAGAAGUGCAUUGGACUUCAUCCAAUACCUGCAGGACGACACAUGCGAUCUCGUACGGCUUAAGGCCUUUGAGGCUCUCGUGGAUCUCGGUUACAUGAUGGAGCUGCCCAUCUUUCGCCUGAUCGUCUCUGUCAUGAGCACUGACAGAUCUCCGUUCGUGCGAGACAAGCUCCUGAAAAUCUUCUGUACGGGGUUGGCAAGCCUUGCUUUCGGCGAGCAAUCCCGGGCUCGGGCUGCUCCUUUGGCGGCCGACAGUGGCGAACUCACCGUCAUCAACAACACCGAGGGUGAGACCCAAGAGCGGCGUAAGCAAUUUGCUCGGAAGCAAGACAUCAAUGUCGCACUUGCGGCUUUGCGGGCGGAGAUGGAGGAGCAAUACGCAGAACAGGAGAGGCCUAUGAUGAGGGCAGUCUGGAGGGCCCUUGAUUCCAAAGUGAUUGGCCGGGCCGAGAAGAUCACCCUCAUCGAGCUGUGCGGCGCGAUGUUCGAUGCCGCUGACCGGUGGACGAUUACAAUGAAGUACCCUAAACGGUGGGCAGUCAAUCGUCCGGUUCAGCGUCAGCCAGGCAGGGUGAGAUUUUGUCGGUUCCCAUUUUGUUGCACUUUUGCUAAUGAUGUCUUUCCUCCAGAAUAUGAUCAACUUCAAGUCAUACUUCAAGACGGGAAUCCCUCAGAAACCCAAGGAAAAGGAGCCUGAGCUACUGGCACCAGCACCAGCACCAGCACCGGUACCGGCA
Colletotrichum destructivum is the source of this 4282-nucleotide messenger RNA. Its product is annotated as Putative peptidase M4/M1, CTD superfamily, transcription initiation factor TFIID subunit 2. Gene Ontology annotation, cellular component: transcription factor TFIID complex. The transcript has a single exon. Gene Ontology annotation, molecular function: chromatin binding; transcription cis-regulatory region binding; RNA polymerase II general transcription initiation factor activity. The record is from RefSeq and is a predicted model, not a curated record. Lineage: Eukaryota; Fungi; Ascomycota; Sordariomycetes; Glomerellales; Glomerellaceae. Bases 403 to 4242 code for a protein of 1279 amino acids. Gene Ontology annotation, biological process: transcription initiation at RNA polymerase II promoter.